Molecule: messenger RNA, 2340 nt
Organism: Cylas formicarius (sweet potato weevil)
Lineage: Eukaryota; Metazoa; Arthropoda; Insecta; Coleoptera; Brentidae
Product: organic cation transporter protein-like
Exons: 6
Coding region: 238-1935 (565 amino acids)
Biological process (GO): transmembrane transport
Cellular component (GO): membrane
Molecular function (GO): transmembrane transporter activity
Source: RefSeq, a predicted model, not a curated record
CGCGGUCGCUAACAAUUAUCAAUUAGCUGCGCUUUUCGGACAGUUUUUCAUUUCGGCCGCGUAGAUAAAACUAUCGAGAUAAGAAGACGACAGUCGUCGAAUUUCCACACGACACACGCAUGUGACGCGACACGGUGCGAAGAUGCGACGGUCGAGACAUUUUCCGUACGCGAGUUUUCGCACGACUAUUUCCUCAUUUUCGCGGCUGUGACGACGGGUUUUCGGUCGCGAGCAAACAUGGACGACAUACUUCACGAUCACCGCGAAGUGCGGGAGAGGCUCCUACAAAUGGCCGAAGAAAAGCAACAGUCCCCAUCAGACGAAGAGGAAGAUGACACCGUCUCCGACGCGAUCGGAGAGUUCGGCAAAUGGCAGCUGCUGCUCACUUUCCUCCUCUCGCUAGUUAACAUCCCGUGCACGUGGCACAUCUUCGCGCCCACCUUCCACGGUGCACGAAUGGACACCUGGUGCGCCAGACCCGAGCGCUUCCACAACGUCGCACCCGUCUUGUGGAAAAACUGCACCGAGCAAACCGAAGACGGUUGCUUUUUGUUGGACGUGUUCUCCAAAGACACGUUAAGCGAAAUGGAUUUGUGUCGGGGCAAUACGGGACUGAAAAGUAUAAAGUGUGACGCGUGGGAGUUUGCAGGACCCGGCGAGACCAUAAUAUCCGAGUUUCACUUGGUGUGCGACAGGAAAAAUCUCAUCAACAUCGCGGAAAUGAUGUUUUUGGCGGGUGUCGCUGUGGGCGGCUUGGUUUGUGGCAUCAUCUCCGAUAAGUAUGGACGGAAGAAGACGCUCUUGGCGUCUAUAUUUAUUCAAAGCACUCUAGGAACCGUAAUCGCAUUGGCGCCGUGGUUCGAGCUCUACGUGCUACUGAGAUGUUGCCUGGGCUUCAUAUCGGUAUCGGUAGUGUUUAGCGGAUUCAUUUUGGCCAUCGAACUGGUCGGUGGCCACUGGCGCACCAUCACCGGCAUAUCCUACCUCUUUCCAGUAUCAUUGGGCUACGUGCUCAUAGCUGGACUAGCCUGGUUACUGCCCAACUGGAGACACUUGCAGCUAUCGCUAUCCCUGCCUGGAUUUUUGUUUCUGGGCCUUUGGUUUAUAGUACCAGAAUCGCCGAGGUGGUUGCUGGCUUUGGGAAGAACGAAAGAAGUGUUGCAAAUCAUGGAAACGGCGGCCAGGUUUAACGGAAAAACUCUUCCUAUAAACAGCGGCAAACAACUUCGCCCUCGAACGAUAGGCGACGAAUCCGCCGAAGACGUCCAGGUAUCGGAUCUGUUCAAAACGCCCAGUAUGAGAAAGAAAACUCUGGUGCUUUUUCUCAUAUGGUUUAGCGUCUAUCUGUGCUACUACGGGCUAGUUCUCAACUUGGGCAACAUCUACGGCAACUUGUACGUCAAUUCGGUGUUGGUAGGAAUUUUAGAGGUGCCGGCCAUAGCGAUAAGCAUAGUGAUCUUGCUCAAAGGAGGUAGGAAAUGGCCGAUGGCCAUCACCAUGAUAUUAUCCGGAGUUUUCGCCGCUUUGGCCGUUCCGUGGGCGCUGGUCUCGUCGGAUUUGCAAUGGCUGGCCACGGCGUUCACGAUGGCCAGCAAGUUUUCCAUAAGCUCGUCGAACGCUAUCAUGCCCGUAUACACGGCCGAACUAUAUCCGACCAUCAUCAGAAACAUAGGCGUCGGAGCGGCCAACGUUUCUGCGGGUAUAGCUCUGAUGCUGGUGCCGUACCUCUGGGAACUGAUAUCGAUCCACAGCAGCGUGCCGAUGUUGGUCUUAGCGGUGUUCGGAAUAGUGGGCGGGGCAUCGGUGCUGCUGUUGCCCGAGACCGGUUGCGGCCCAUUGGUCGACACGAUCAAAGGCGGCGAGGAAAUGGAGACCAAGAUAUUUCACGCGACGAACGACGCCAAAAAGACCAACAACAAUUGCUGCGCCUCGUAACCACCUGGUGGGACACGGUGGCAUGGUACUUAAACGACUAGGUCGAAACAGUGCGGGGGCUCCCGGUACUUAUUUAUGAACAAGACAAUGUCGGCUGCCGAUAACACGCAGGCAAAGGUUAUCACGUUGUAUACAUGAAUGAACUGUGACGCAGAUUCGGAAAAAUUUGUAAAUAUUAUAAAUUUAUUGAGCCGAAAAAGCAACGGAAAGCGCGCAUUCUUAAUUAUUGUUAUUCGCUGUAACAGCGAACAGGUGCCAAACUUGUUGGAGACGAUUUUACGCGUUCAGAUUAAUAGAUGUACAUAAUUAUAUAGCAAUUUAUAUCGAAUAAAUAGUAAAUUUGUGAUUUGUUAAACCAAUUUGUAUCAAAUACAAGUAGUGCGAGUUAUUUUUCUAAAUAAAUAU